UCAGUCGGGGUUGCCAGUUUCGCAGUAGUCAAGCAAACCACCGCUUCCUGUAGCGGCCAACGUCACUCUCUUGUUCUAAGGAGGCCUUGGCUCCUUGCGUCGAAGAGCGGCUUUCACCUGCGCCGUCUCGUGGCCGUCGCUCGCAGAGGCAGGUGGCGCCCGCACUUUCGCCCACAGCCCGCGCGUGAGGACCGUCGGAGAGCAUCGUUCCCUUCGCCGCUGCUCGCAAUGCAUCCCGUCGCCGUCCUCGUCGCGGCGGCCUGCCUCUUGGGCCUGCACGCCGUCCACGCCAGGCCCACCAUCUACAUGGUGAACGAGAACGAUAAGCUGGAGCCAGCGCUGGUACCUGUCUCCUCCACAGUCAUCCCCUUGCCUGUCUACAAAGUCAGCGCAAGUCUUGGUUUCGCUGAAAAGAAGGGCGUAAAAACAUCUGAACCUGUGAAGCUUAUUACAGGUGGCAAAAAGAAAUCACAUCAAGAUGAUAACAUUGCUAUUAAUAUUAAGCAAAUUUCAAAAGAAGAAUAUGAGCUUCAGCCAUGAACAAAAACAAGAAUAUAAACAGAUAAUCCAAAGAAUGAAACUUAAAAAGCAAUAACCAUGCAAAGGAUUGCCAUUCAAUGGAACUAAUCAUUACAACUUACUGAGGUGACUGGAAAUCAAUAAUAUUGAAUCCAAUAAUGUCUAUGAACUAAUAUCCAUUUUAGAAAAAUUCAUAGUUUUGGACAACAAAAGCUAUGCUUUGAUCCAGCGAAGUUCAUAUAAGUUCAGUUAGACAAUGUCCUUAAAUAGGAUAAACUAAUUGGUAAUUCUACAGUCAUAUUAAGAGGUCUAAAGAUAAUGAAUUUUCUUUGACUUUUUUGUGAACAUUUUGAUAAUUUUUAAUUCAAUGUUCUCUUGUUCCUGUUUGGAAAUGAGUUGUUACAAUUAAGAAUCAAACAUUAAUUCUCAAAGAUACAAAAUUGAAUAUGCUGGAUUAGAUGAAUAAAAUAUUAAAAUUUACUUACAUGGUAUCUGGAGAAAUAUUAUAAUUAAAUGAAACUACAUGUCUUAUAUAUUAAUUCUCACAAGGACUUUGGAAGCUCAAGUUUCCAUUGUAACAGAAUCAUUUUAAUGAGAAUUUUUCUUCAGGAUCUCAUUGAAAUCAACAAGUACAUAUAAGAUUGACAUAAAUGAGUAAAUAUGGCAUUUUGAUGAAAGCCAGCCUGCUUUUGUUUUGUUUUUUCCUUUGUAAUUUUAAACCAUUUUAUAAGGAAAACUUGAUUAGUUAAUAAUUGUGGCACAGAUAAUUGAUUGUUUCAUUAGUAUGGUAUAUUAUGAAAAAUACAUAAACAACCGUAAUAUUGGAAAGAUUUUCCUUCUUUAUUUGUAUGUUAUCCAAUAAUGCAAGUGAAAAUGAGUUUAGUUUCCCUACAACGGAAACAACCACUGAUAUUCUGUAAGGAAAAGAAAAUGUAAAACCUAGUCAUAUAGAAUACUGGAAUUAAUAAUUCUGUCCUGUAAAUUUUUAAUGCAUUAAAAUUAUACUAUUUAUGUUAUUCUUCCUGUCCUUUUUGUUGAAUUUAUAUAUGGAAAGAUUUUUGAGUAUAAACAGGUAAAGAAAUAAGAAAUAAAAAAG
Molecule: messenger RNA, 1615 nt
Organism: Gryllus bimaculatus (two-spotted cricket)
Lineage: Eukaryota; Metazoa; Arthropoda; Insecta; Orthoptera; Gryllidae
Source: the annotation of a GenBank genome assembly